Molecule: messenger RNA, 2462 nt
Organism: Tachyglossus aculeatus (Australian echidna)
Lineage: Eukaryota; Metazoa; Chordata; Mammalia; Monotremata; Tachyglossidae
Gene: RFTN2
Product: raftlin family member 2
Exons: 10
Coding region: 190-1665 (491 amino acids)
Source: RefSeq, a predicted model, not a curated record
CCCUCCUCCUGCUUGGCUUCUUUCUUCCUUGAUGGUGGGAAACAGGGGAGGGGGGCGAGAGGGCCUGGGGAGAGGCAGGAGGAGAAAUAUCCGCUACCGUCCCCGAGCUGCUCGUAGAAGAACAGCAGAGGCGGAGGCGAUUCUCCCCUCUCCCCUUCCCUUGGAUCUGAUUCCUGUAAAACUCCGGCUAUGGGUUGCGGUCUGAGGAAACUAGAAGACCUCGACGAUAGCAGCCCCGGAAAAAUCUUUUCUACUCUGAAGAGACCGCAAGUCGAAACAAAGACCGACUUCGCUUAUGAAUAUGUAUUGCUGGACUUCUCCCUGGAAGCUUCCUCGAAUCCUGAGGUCACCCAGAUCAGCUCGGUGACGGAGAUAGCAGCCAAGGUGGAGGAUUAUUACGCCAUGGGCUAUGUGGUCAGCGCGGUUCACCCCGUGACGUUGUCUGCGGGGAAGGGGAGGCUUUCGCCGGCCGGCGGACGAUACCGAGUGGUCCUCUCACGGCUGAAACCCAGCCCCAAGCAGGGGGUCUUCCCGAGGGAGACGUACCCCCGGCUCGUGAUCGAGGAGUGUCCCUUCAUGCAGGAAGCGCCAACAAACCAAGUCAUGGUUGGCCUCUUGGAGAAGGUCAACGAGGCGGCUAAAAGAGGAAUGAGGUUCGUGGGGUUUCUGCCUCAGCCAGGCCCGCCCCCGAAGUUCUGCAACGGUGUGGACGCCCUUGAGGAGACCGCCCCUGCCCCUCUUCUGGGCGGCAGGACCCCCAGCCCGGACGGAAACCGUGGAAGCCGGACCCAGGGGCCACCGGCCACGUGGCCGGAGGACAGAGGGAUGGACAGGGAGCAGGAGAGGUCCGCUCAGCCACUCCAUCCUGAUGCCAGCCCGGAUGGACCAGGAGGCCUCGGACCACCGAAGCCGAAGAGAGGGCCAGAUCACCAGCUCUUCACGGUCUUCAACGUUUCCGACGCCGAAUCGAACAGCUGGUCCUACCACGAAGGCCCGCUGACCGUCAGGGUCACCAGGAAGGGGCCCGUGGUCACCACGCUGGACGCCGACUGGCUGGAGCUAACCACGUUUUAUUACAAACAGGGACUGGCCCUGAUCGAUUCCUUUGUGCCCUGGGAAGCCACCAAAGGAGACCACAUGCCCAAAUCUUUGGAAGGGUUAUUCAUCUACGAGGAAGAGGGGGCAGGAGUCCCCGGCUCCGACAGGAAAGGAUCCGACGUGAUUGUCGUCGAGCAAUGGACCGUCAUUGAGGGUUGCGAGGUGAAGACGGACUAUGGGCCUCUAUUGCACACGCUAGCCGAGUUUGGGUGGCUACUGACCUGCGUCCUGCCCACGCCGAUCCUACGGCACGACAGCGAAGGAAACCUGGCCACCAAGCAGAUUGUCUUCCUUCAGAGGUCGGCCAUGUCGAAUUCAACUGCCCGGGGGCCCGAGAGACCGUGGGCGAGGCCGGCCCGAGGCGGCGACCCGAGGAGCGGGGCCCAGGGCCGGAGCGGCCAGUCCACUCCCGCCCCAUCAAGCCCCCCGGCCACCGGGGACCGGCCCUGGGCCCAGGACGGGGGCCGCAUGUUUUCGGGGUUCAGCAGCAGCGACAGCGUCUUAAGGGACCUGGACGAAGGGACCCUGGAGCAGGAGGAUGGAGCCAUGCAGGUCACGUGUAUGUAACCGCCCAACUCCCGGGAGAGAGCGCGACCAGGACGGAGAAAGGGCGGGAAAGAUUCAUGGACGCUGCCUGGGUCUUCCCAGGCCCAGACGGGAGAUUGAGGGGGGUCUAUCCCAGCCACCCACCCCCAAAACCCCCCAAGAAUCUGUACAUAGUCGCUUCCCGCCAACCGAACUUGCCGUAACGAUCAUCUUUGCCGACAUCCCUUCCGGGGGCCGAGGCUUGGUUUGGAAAAGAGGCCCUGAAACCCUUAACCGGCUUACGCUCCUAACAAUCCGACCGAUCGAUCGAUCCGUGGUAUUUGCGGAGCGCCGACGGCGUGCGGAGCACUGGACCGAGCGCUCGGGAGAGGCCGGAACGGGUGGGUCGACGCGCUUCCUGCCCACAAAGGACUUGGGGGCUACGGAUCCGAUCGAUCAAUCGAUCAGUGGGGUCUGUCGAGCGCUGACAGCGUGCAGAGCAUCGGCCUAAGCGCUUGGGAGAGGACAACGCAACGCUAUAACAGACACAUUCCCUGCCCACAAAAACCUUACGGACUGCAGAUCCGAUUGUCCCUGCCCACAAAAUACUUACAGACUACAGAUGGAUCGAUCAGCCGUAUGCGUUGAGCUCUUACUGUGUGCAGAGCACUGGACUGAGCGCUUGGGAGGGCGACACGACAGAGCCGGUAGACACGGAUCCUUGCCCUCAGAGACAAAAUCCUGGGAAAGUGCACGAUUAAUUUAGCCGAUCUUGGGAAGGCCCGAAGUAAGAGAACAAACUGAGAGAGGGAUGAAUGUUAUUUUUCUAAAAAAAAAAA